AUGUCAGAAUUCAAGGUGAAAGCUGGUUUAGCCCAAAUGUUAAAGGGUGGUGUAAUCAUGGACGUGGUCACACCUGAACAGGCCAUCAUUGCUGAAAGAGCAGGUGCUUGUGCUGUUAUGGCCUUGGAACGUAUCCCAGCCGAUAUGCGUAAAUCUGGGCAAGUGUGCCGUAUGUCAGACCCACACAUGAUCAAGGAAAUCAUGGCUGCUGUUUCGAUUCCAGUGAUGGCUAAGGUCCGUAUCGGCCACUUUGUGGAAGCACAGAUCUUGGAGGCACUACAAGUAGAUUACAUUGACGAAAGUGAAGUCUUGACUCCAGCCGAUUGGACACACCACAUUGAAAAGAAUAACUACAAGGUCCCAUUUGUUUGCGGUGCCAAGGAUCUCGGUGAAGCAUUGAGAAGAAUAAACGAGGGUGCCGCAAUGAUCCGUACCAAGGGAGAAGCUGGUACUGGUGACGUUUCCGAGGCUGUCAAGCACAUCACCAAGAUCAAAGCAGAGAUCCAACAGUACAAAGAGACUUUGAAAAACGAAGCAGACUUCGCAGCAAAGGCCGCUGAAUUAAGGGUACCGGUCGAACUAUUGAAGUCUACACUAGAAAAGGGCAAACUGCCCGUGGUCAACUUUGCUGCCGGUGGCGUGGCCACUCCAGCUGACGCAGCUUUACUGAUGCAAUUGGGCUGUGAGGGUGUAUUUGUUGGUUCUGGUAUAUUCAAGUCCUCAGACCCUCAAAAGCUAGCUGGCGCCAUUGUUGAAGCGACAACACACUACGACAACCCAGAAAAACUACUACAAGUGUCCAGCGACUUGGGUGAUCUGAUGGGUGGUAUCUCCAUCCAAUCAAUCAAUGAGGCUGGUGGCAAAAACGGCGCAAGAUUGUCUGAAAUCGGGUGGUAG
This is a messenger RNA of Saccharomyces mikatae IFO 1815, 897 nucleotides long. Its product is annotated as pyridoxal 5'-phosphate synthase subunit PdxS. The record is from RefSeq and is a predicted model, not a curated record. Lineage: Eukaryota; Fungi; Ascomycota; Saccharomycetes; Saccharomycetales; Saccharomycetaceae. Gene Ontology annotation, biological process: amino acid metabolic process; pyridoxal 5'-phosphate biosynthetic process; pyridoxine biosynthetic process. Gene Ontology annotation, molecular function: amine-lyase activity. Bases 1 to 897 code for a protein of 298 amino acids. The transcript has a single exon.